UACUAAUACAAACCAAUAUCGUGUAUACAAAUGCUACAGGUUGCAGCUGCUCGAUAAAAAUUCUUUCACUGCUCCGUAAGGCUCUUUGUCUGAAUAAGGUGAGACUUCCAAAAUAAAAUGUGACAUAAAGUUUUUAGAAUUAGACUGAGAAUGGUUCCACCCUCGAAAAUGUGUGCAGAUGACGCUACUAUGUAUUAACAUUGUGAAUAAUCACAACCAAUAGUAAAACGCGUUAUAUCAAAUUCAAUAGCUUCUCGUCCUCGAAGAAGCUUCCAAUUGGUUAGCUGUAAUUUCCCAAGUAACAUUGGGCCACCCGCCAUAACGAACAUAGCGUGUAUUAUUAGUGUAUACGAGGUGAUUAUAUACAAGGAAACGUAUGGUGACAAUUUGAAAACAUGGAAGUUGCACAAAAGUUGCAUUUCGACGCAUGCGAUAUUCAGGACGAGGAGCUAAACAUUAGCUGUCGUACAAAUAGCUCCGGUUGUGAUGUUGACGAUAUUUUAGAUUCUUCAGCAGAAGAUCUUGGAUGUUCACCCCCACUUCAACCAAGAAAAUUAUCAUUUAGUAAUACAAUGGACUGUAGUGACAGUGAAAAUAAUCAAUCUGUGCCAAUUAAUAACAAUAAGACGCCGAUCAGUAACAUGACAGGUACAUCAAGAAUUAGAAUUCCACCUCGUGAAAACAUAUGUUCUCAAAAAAUAUCAAUGGCAUGUAGUCCACCUUAUAAACGUGUUAGAGCUUUACGUCUAUUUGAUUCUCCUGCUACUCCAAAGACAUUAAUGGAAAAGAGUGCAAUGCAUACUCCAUUUCCAUCUAAAUGUACUAGACUAUUUUCAUUAGACAAAUCUAGAUCAUGUAAUUAUCAAAAUAAAUCUGACAAACCUACUGCUAAUGUAAAUCCUUUUACACCAAAUGGAAUGUUGUUAACUGCAAGAAAACGCACUAGAUCUAAACGUAGUCUUAAUGGAUCUCCAGAUAUUCAAAUACCAAAAUUCGAUCUCGCCGAUUCUGAAGAUUCUGAUAACGAAAUAGAACAAGCUACAAAACGUGUUGCAUUGCAAGAUUCGAAUAUUUUACGAUAUCAUCAAGAGUUCCAUGAACUUGGUUUAAUUGGAACAGGUGAAUUUGGUUCAGUUUAUAAAUGUAUUAACCGAUUAGAUGGAUGCACUUAUGCUAUUAAAAAAAGUAUUAAACCAGUUGCUGGAAGUAUUAAUGAAAAGAAUGCCUUAAAUGAAGUGUAUGCGCAUGCUGUACUUGGUAAACAUCAACAUGUUGUGAGAUAUUAUUCUGCAUGGGCAGAAGAUAAUCAUAUGAUAAUUCAAAAUGAAUAUUGUAAUGGUGGCAGUUUAGCAGAUGCAAUUAUCAAUUUAGAAAAGGAAAAAAAACAUUUCACUGAAGCAGAAAUGCGACAAUUGUUGUUACAUGUUGCUGAAGGUUUAAGAUAUAUUCACAGUAUGCAAUUAGUACACAUGGAUAUUAAACCUGGAAACAUAUUUAUUUCCAAAGAAAAGAGGUUACUCGCAGUUAAUUAUGAUUCAGCUGAUGAUGGUUUCGACGAAGAGGAAACUAUCGAAGAAGAAAUUACUUAUAAAAUAGGAGAUUUGGGUCAUGUUACAUCCGUUAAUAAUCCUCAAGUUGAAGAAGGAGAUUGUAGAUAUUUGCCAACAGAAAUUUUACGCGAAGAUUUUAGUCAUUUACCAAAAGCUGAUAUUUUUGCUUUUGGAUUAACUGUUUAUGAAGCAGGUGGUGGAGGUCCACUACCUAAAAAUGGACCAGAAUGGCAUGAUAUUAGAAAUGGAAAUUUAAAGGAAUUAUCCCAUUAUAGCCGUGAUCUUAAUGAAUUACUUAAAUUAAUGAUUCAUCCAAAUCCUGAAAUGAGACCAUCAGCAAUUUGUCUUAUACAGCAUAGAGUAUUGUGCCCAUUUGGAAAUAAAACAAAAGCACAACUUCGACGAGAACUGAAUGCAGAAAAAUUAAAAAAUGAAAUUUUGUCAAAGCAACUGCAAGAAGCGGCUAAGUGUUUAAAAACUAUUGCUCCAAAUGUAGCGGCUAUUAAUAAUACAAUGAAUGCAGGAGGCUACAAACUAAGACCUACACCAACUAGAACAUCGUCUCGAGCAGUGGGUAAAAAAGUCAAUAGAAGCAAUAGCACUACAAACUUUUGAAUGUUCUAUGUUAUAUUUAUGUCAGACUAAAUGAGAAGGGGAAAAGGUGCUUAAGAAAAAAAGAAAUUUUUUUAAGUGCCUUGAGAUAUUGUGAUAUAAAGUAACUCUAAUUUAGAAGUAAAACUAUAAUUAAUUUGAUAGCAAAAAAA
Messenger RNA from Apis mellifera (honey bee), 2314 nucleotides. RefSeq names its product wee1-like protein kinase. Gene Ontology annotation, cellular component: nucleus. The record is from RefSeq and is a predicted model, not a curated record. Lineage: Eukaryota; Metazoa; Arthropoda; Insecta; Hymenoptera; Apidae. The transcript is spliced from 6 exons. Gene Ontology annotation, biological process: protein phosphorylation; mitotic cell cycle. Gene Ontology annotation, molecular function: non-membrane spanning protein tyrosine kinase activity; ATP binding; magnesium ion binding. Bases 396 to 2165 code for a protein of 589 amino acids.